AUGAACCGGAGCCGCUCGCACACCUACAGGAACAGUGCAGGGAUUGGGCUCAAGCCAGGAUCAGACCUGACCUCCUCGCAGAGCUCCUUCGAAUCCGAGUCAAGCUGUUACACGCAGAACAGCGCAGCAAGCACAGGCAUUAGGCAGCGAGGACUCUUCCGGAAGGACUACUCGGUCCUCGCAGAUAUCCCCAAACCCAAGCGGAUCAUAAGCCGAGAGGCGUUUGAACAAGAGCGAAAGCACCUGGGGCAGCAUCGCCGAACCCGGAGCCCUGGCCGGGAGGAGGUGGAACGUUUGUUUGGACACGAGCGCAGGUUUCGACAAACCUUCAAUGAGCACAGACAUGUGACUGAGGCUUUCCAAGGCUUGGAGUUGGAGAAAGUGGGUAAAACAGAGAGAAGGUCCACAAUGUCCAACUGGCUCAGCGAGGAGCUGCGAAGCAGCAAAACUUAUUCCCAAACAUAUCAACAGAAAGAGGUGGGUUCGGUGCCAACAGAAGAUUUCAAGUCUUUCAAAACGCAUCUCAGAUCUACUCGCAAACCCAACACGGUGGGGGUAAAGUUUGCACAGGACGACCUGAAUUCCUCCAUCGGAUAUCGUCGGUCAAGCCUCAAAAGUGACCAGGUCAAUUCAAAGUUCUCCUCGCAAGAAAAAUCAAUGCCUUAUAUAGAAUAUUUUCACUCGACCCCAAAGAUUGACAAGACUGACCCCGGACUCUCAAACAGAACAGGCACAAACUUACAAAACCAGGACUUCCCUCAGCAGCUCAGGGACAAGUACAUCCAGAAGAUGGAUGCAGGAAUCUCAAUUCAAAUGAGCCCGAAUACCCGAAACAAAUAUUCCCAUCAGCAGCCAAGUGACAAGUACAAUAAGCCGGAUCUUCUGAAUUUCAAGAAGGGUUGGAUGUCGCUGCUGGAUGGACGCAAUGAGUGGAAGAAACACUGGUUCGUCCUCACCGACUCCAGUCUCCGAUAUUACAGGGACUCCACAGCCGAAGAGGCUGACGACCUCGAUGGUGAAAUUGACUUAAGAUCCUGCAACGAUGUGACAGAGUUCCAGGUGCAACGUAAUUAUGGCUUCCAGAUCCUGACCAAAGAGGCUAAUUACACACUGUCAGCUAUGACGUCCGGGAUUCGGAGGAACUGGAUUGAAGCUCUUCGUAAAACAGUCCGACCCACAACUGCCCCCGAUGUUACUAAGAGGAGCAUGUGGAUGAAAACACCAACUUCAAAACCCCGCUUAACAGACAACAAUAAGGAAAACUCAUUCCCGGAAACUGUGACUAAACGGAAUGCGUUGAAACAAGAGCCGGUCACCGCAGACCGCUGGAAAUUGGAGAUUGAGCGGAAUCUCCGCUCAGAAGAACAACAGAGACAGCAACAGCCGCCAGCCUUGACCUGUGUGGAACUGGAGCCCAUAGACCACCGUGUGGCCAUCGAGCCUGUGUACGGCAGAGAGAUCCCGGGAGGGAAGAUGGCCGAUUCCCGAAAUGAGUGCUACAAAGCCAGUGAGCCCGGGCCAGAACAUGCCCAGAGGACAGAGGAGCCGAGGAGGUGGUUUGAGUCGAGUUUGGGACUGUCACAACCUGAGGAACCUGGGGCCGACACAACCAGAAAGCCAAUGGGAAAGGUUCUCGUCUCUUCCCGACCUCCCGAACAUCUCCUCAAAGAGAUUGAGACAAAGUGGUUGGAAAUUGAGCGUCUUCCCCUCCGAGAUCACAAGCAAGUGCCUCUGCCUUUCACCUCCAGCCCGAGCCCGAGCGACAACAACUUAGAGCUGACAGAGCAGCUGAGGAAUGAGAUCUGUUCCCUGAAUUUACAGCUCGAUCGAUCGCGGAGGGAAUUGGAAUCUUUUCGGGAGCAGAACAGCCGGCUCCAGGGACAUUAUCCGGAUUAUCACAAGUUAUCCCGAGAGUCGGGGGUGAAGAUUCCUCGGGGCUACAUCUCCCAGGAAACUUGUGAGCGGGGUUUUGAGGAGAUGGAGGCGUCUCAUCGGAAGGCGAUGGAGGAAGUUCAGCGACAGCACCACCGGGAGCUGGAGAAAGUGCGACGGGAGAAGGAAAAACUUCUGAGCGAAGAGACAGCAGCCACCGCCUCUGCCAUCGAAGCCGUGAAGAAAGCACAUCGCGUGGAGCUGGAGAAAGUGCAAAGGACAGAACACGUGGCAACCAACACAGACCUGGAGAGUGUGCGACAGCAAUAUCGCUGUGAUUUGGAGUUACUGCAGCGGGAGCUACAGGUGCUAUCGGAGCAGUAUUCCCAGAAAUGCCUGGAGAUCAGUGAUCGGAUGAAAGAGACAGAAUUCCGGGAGAAGGAGCUGGCUCAAAUCCAGCGAGAGAACCAGGAGCUGCUGAAACAAAACCAGGAGCUGAACAGCCAACUGUCUGAGGAGCUGGGGCGGAUCCGAGCUUUCGUGACCGGAAAACACAAGGAUAACCUUGGAAAUGUGCCCGUCGUGGGUGAAGGACACGUGUGUGAGCUGGAGGUUGUCCUGCGGGUGAAGGAGAAUGAAGUACAAUAUCUGAAGAAGGAGAUUCAGUGCCUCAGGGAUGAGCUGCAGGCUCUGCAGUGGGAUAAGAAAUACGCCACGGAUAGGUACAAAGACAUUUAUACAGAACUGAGUGUCAUGAAGGUGCGGACUGAGCGGGAACUCUCUCAGCUGAAAGAACAGCUUGUGUUGGCGAUGGCUGCUCUGGAGGAGAAAGAAUCUGUACUAAACAGCGUUGAAAAAUGAAGUUUCUCUCACUUUCUCCGAGACCAAAUUCUGCCUCCAGUGCAGAGAGAAGAUUGUGGACCACCUCAAUAGUGAGGAAACAGUGUCAAGACACUCCAGCCUCUCCUGUGUUUUUUAUUGAAUAACCAUUCCCAUGUGGAUCACUGCUGUGAAAAUAAAACUGAAAUCAUACGUAUGGAGACACACACAGCAUCGCUCACACACAGCAAACUCCCUGACCAUUAGAGACUGGACCUAGAUCUUACUCUGGUGGUUAUGCUAUAAUCCCAAAAUACAGCCUGACUGACUUGCUUUUAAAAUGUUUUUUAAAAGUAAAGUUUAUAAAUGUUUAUUACUGUAGAAUAAUCUUGAGUUGGUUUAGAGGACAAGGAGAAGCUGUAAGCCAUGAGCAUGUUUUGAUAAUUGUUGUUGUGUUUAAUGGAGCCACUUGUAGAGAUUCCAUCUGCACAAGUAUUUACAGUCAUUGUAAUUACCAUUUGCAUUGAGAUGUGGAUUAUAAAUCAGAUUCAGUGAAA
Molecule: messenger RNA, 3248 nt
Organism: Callorhinchus milii (elephant shark)
Lineage: Eukaryota; Metazoa; Chordata; Chondrichthyes; Chimaeriformes; Callorhinchidae
Gene: triobpb
Product: TRIO and F-actin binding protein b
Exons: 22
Coding region: 1-2733 (910 amino acids)
Biological process (GO): actin filament organization; positive regulation of substrate adhesion-dependent cell spreading
Cellular component (GO): actin cytoskeleton
Molecular function (GO): actin filament binding
Source: RefSeq, a predicted model, not a curated record